Messenger RNA from Pundamilia nyererei, 1786 nucleotides. RefSeq names its product deleted in malignant brain tumors 1 protein-like. Gene Ontology annotation, cellular component: plasma membrane. Gene Ontology annotation, biological process: zymogen activation. Bases 31 to 1524 code for a protein of 497 amino acids. The transcript has 8 exons. The record is from RefSeq and is a predicted model, not a curated record. Lineage: Eukaryota; Metazoa; Chordata; Actinopteri; Cichliformes; Cichlidae. Gene Ontology annotation, molecular function: serine-type endopeptidase activity.
GAAGCAACAUUAACCCAUCAGUGACUCAAGAUGAAAGGCUAUCACAUUUUGAUCUGCUUCAUCCUCCUAAAUCUUCAGGAUGGAAUCACUUGUCUUGCCAAUCCAGAAACUCCCAACCAUACAGAAAUGGAUGGACGAAACACCACAGAAGUGAACUCAACAGAUCUGGGCUUUGGUUUAUCCACAACUACUUCAAGACCACAGACAUCUCCAUCUGUUCCGGUUAAUGUCACUGGUUCAACAGCAGUGGACAACAGCACAGGAGUUGAGGGGGAGGUCCGCCUGGUAAAUAGGGGUUACGGCUCCUGCUCUGGCAGGGUGGAGAUCUUCCACAGUGGGCAGUGGGGGACAGUGUGUGAUGAUUCCUGGGGCCUGGAGGAUGCUCGGGUGGUAUGUAGGCAGCUGGGCUGUGGUAGGGUCCUGUCCAUACCAACUAAUGCACAAAUUGGACAAGGCACAGGAACCAUCUGGAUGGAUGAGGUGUCAUGCACAGGGAGGGAAUCCAAGCUUUCUGAGUGUCGCCACUCAGGGUUUGGAUCUCACAACUGCCGCCACAGUGAAGAUACUGGUGUUAUCUGUCAAGAAAUUCAAGAAACUGUUCGCUUGGUUAAUGGAGGAAACGGCUCCUGCUCUGGCAGGGUGGAGAUCUUCCACAGUGGGCAAUGGGGGACAGUGUGUGAUGAUUCUUGGGGCCAGGAGGAUGCUCAGGUGGUAUGUAGGCAGCUGGGUUGUGGUAGGGUCCUCUCAGCACCAACUAAUACACAAUUUGGACAAGGCACAGGGCCCAUCUGGAUGGAUGAGGUUGGAUGCACAGGAGGGGAAAUCAACCUAUUCGAGUGUCAUCACUCAGGGUUUGGAUCUCAUGACUGCAGCCACAAAGAAGAUGCCGGUGUCAUCUGUGAAGACCCUGGAUUUCCUUAUUCCACACCUGCUUCAAGAACACAGACCUCUCCAGCUUUUCGGGUUAAUGUCACUGGUUCAACAGCAGUGGACAACAGCACAGCAGUUGAGGGGGAGGUCCGCCUGGUAAAUAGGGGUUCCGACUCCUGCUCUGGCAGGGUGGAGAUCUUCCACAGUGGGCAGUGGGGGACAGUGUGUGAUGAUUUUUGGGGCCUGGAGGAUGCUCAGGUGGUAUGUAGGCAGCUGGGCUGUGGUAGGGUCCUCUCCAUGCCAACUAAUACACAAUUUGGUGCUGGCACAGGGCCUAUCUGGAUGCAUGAUGUAGCAUGCACGGGAAGAGAAGCCAACUUGCCUGAGUGCCACCACUCAGGGUAUGGAUCUCAUGACUGCAGCCACAAAGAAGAUGCUGGUGUCAUCUGUGAAGUCUCUCAUACAGGUUUCUCUCCGCUUUUGGUUAUUGUAUCUGUGGUAGUGGCAGUUCUUCUGUUACUUCUUGUUCUUUUGCUCAUCUACAAAAAGACGGCAACGGGCUAUCGUGGUUUCUCUAGGUAUAGAAGAAACUCAACCCAAAGCCAAACUGAGAUUGCUCUUACUGAAAAAUAUUCUACAGUCCUCCACACGUAAAGUCUCGACCAACUAGAGCGUUGAUCAAGCCAGCAGGAACCAGGACCAAACCUACUGGACUCUACUGUCACACACACUAAAUAGCAAAUUAUCAUACAUUCCUUCCGAUGAAUAGAAAUGUGUUUGGGGGUUUCAUGUCUUAUCUAGAACCAUGGUCAAUUGUUCUGUAAGAACUAACCAUGUCACUUCCCUUGCCCUUACUAGGCCAGACCAGUAACACUGACACUGGCCAGUCAGGCACAUAAAACAUACAUAAAAGCAA